This is a messenger RNA of Pundamilia nyererei, 1430 nucleotides long. RefSeq names its product putative golgin subfamily A member 6-like protein 6. The record is from RefSeq and is a predicted model, not a curated record. The transcript has a single exon. The coding region runs from base 331 to 1302 and encodes 323 amino acids. NCBI's taxonomy places the organism in Eukaryota, Metazoa, Chordata, Actinopteri, Cichliformes, Cichlidae.
CCCAAUACUUGGACAUGUUUUCUUUAUUAAAUAAUGAACCAGACCCCAAAAAGUAAACAGCUGUUAUUGCUAGGCAACGGGAGCAGCAUUUGGUGAUGCAGCACCUGACAUUCCUGACCAUGUGGGCGGAGCAUGCAUGAAAUGGAAUGUUCAGUAGAACUGUGCAACACAAGCACUUAGUUAUAGCAUUUUUCAUUGUAUCCAGACACAGCUAGAGACACAUCUACAGCAGCAUCUCUGUGCAGGACAAACGACAGUUGACAAAGAAAACAUCAAAAACUUCACUUCACUCCUCUACAAUACGUUGGUUCCUUUGUUUAAAAGGCCAAAAUGAAUCAAGGAAGAACGAGAAGAGGAUCGGCGAGUGCCUCACCAUACAAUACAGCACAGCUGAUUAACCUGCAAGAAGAAUUUCAAAUGAUACAGGCUGAAAAUGUCAAAUUAAAAGAAGAGGCAGAGAAAUCAAGAGGAGAAGCUAAAAAUUCAAAGUUUGAAACUGAAGUAGUAUUGCAGGAAUUACUGCAUGUGGGUCUCAAACUUAAAGGAGAGAAAAUGGGAAAACAACAGGCAGAAAACGAGAAUGAAAACAUGAAGAAAGAACUGUUGGAAGCUCAAAAAGCAUUGGAGGAAGAGAAAAGCACAGCACAAGAAGCCAAAAAUAAAUAUCAAACUGCAAAGAAGGAGGCAGGAAAUGUGAUACAGGAAUUACAGGAGGUGCAGGAAGCUUUUGAAGAGGAAAAAAGGAAAAUGCAGUUGGCAACACAAGAAGCUGCAAAUGGAAUGGCUGAAGCUGAAAAACUAAGGAAGGAAUUACUGCAUGUGAAGCAACAACUUCAAGAGGAGAAAAAACGUAAACAUGAGGCAGAAAAUGAGAUUGAAAAUAUGAAGAAAGAAUUGUUGGAAGCUCAAAAAGUGUUGGAGGAAGAGAAAAUUAAAAUACAGGAAGCAAAGAAAGAAAUGGAAGAUACAAAGAGUUACACUCAAAACAUGAAGAAGGAACUGAUGAAAGUGCAAGAAGAACUUGCAGAAGAGAGAAUUGACGUGAAGGUAUUCAAGAAAGAAAUGACCGGCUCUGCGGUGAACAAGAAAGACUGCAAAGACGCACUUAAAGAAAUACGAAAGCACAAAAAGGAAGCUAAAGAGCUCCUCAAACAGAAAGUGAAACUGGCCAAACAGCAGCUGAAAGAACAUUUUAAAGAUGCCGAGGAGCAGCUCAACAAAACCUUAAAAGAACUGAAGGCAAAAGAAAAGAAAGCCGAGGACAGGAGGGGAUUCUGGAGCAGACUGCUGAGAAAGAACUGACCCAGCAGCAUCGAGUUUGAGGAGAUCAAUAGUUUCUUCCCCCUCUCUCCACCUUUCUUUCACCCCAUCCUUCUUCUUGGGACGUUUGUUUGUUUUUUAAAAACUCUAAUCUAAAUACAUGUACUGAA